This is a messenger RNA of Oncorhynchus gorbuscha (pink salmon), 7676 nucleotides long. It is a transcript of the gene kif26ba, whose product is annotated as kinesin family member 26Ba. Bases 442 to 7392 code for a protein of 2316 amino acids. The record is from RefSeq and is a predicted model, not a curated record. NCBI's taxonomy places the organism in Eukaryota, Metazoa, Chordata, Actinopteri, Salmoniformes, Salmonidae. The transcript has 19 exons. Gene Ontology annotation, molecular function: ATP binding; microtubule binding; microtubule motor activity. Gene Ontology annotation, biological process: microtubule-based movement.
AAUACCACCACAGCUGUGCCUCUGCCGCGCUGCAGACGCGCGUCCCCACUGUCUACGCUGAGCCUGUGCAGCAGCGGCUGCAUUCACUCUGCUACCGCCCUGCUUGUAUUUCGUCGCUCCCAGAAAGAGAAACCCGUCUGUACCCCACUCAUACAGGCGGACCUGUUCACAUUUUCACUGUGGAUUUUACAUCUUUACAGGAGACCGUGGAUUGGAACUAAUUAUUGCGCGUAUUGGAUACAUUUGAGCGGAAUCACUGUUAGGUUAUUGUUUUUCAAGGUUGGAGACAGUAUGCUAUAUUGAUAUCUAAUCUGCGUGAUAUUGGUUAAUGAUUUCGAAGCACGCGGAGGGGCGUGGAAUUCAUUGACAUCGAUUUGGUCUCCUUGUGUGUAAAACAACCGAGAUAUUUUCUCUCCACUCCUCCCUUCCCUCACCUUCAGCAUGACUUCUCUGUCUGGGACCAAAGAGAGGUCUGUGACCAGCAGGAGCAGAAAAUACGGGGUUACCGACACCUCUCCGACAAAAUCAGCCUCCUUCUCCCCGGAGACAUGGUAUAGAAAGGCCUACGAGGAGUCCCGGACCAGCAGCAGACCCGCUCCAGAGGGAGUCGGCUCCAUGCCUAGCUCCACAGGCACCCCCUCCCCAGGAUCUGGCACCUCUUCCCCGGGCUCUUUCUCUGGUUCCCCCGGGACCAUAUCCCCAGGGAUCGGGACCUGUUCUCCCGGGUCUCUGGGUGGAUCGCCAGGUUUCGGUACAGGUUCGCCCGGCUCUGGCAGUGGGAGUUCCCCUGGUUCUGAGAGAGAGAGGGGGAUAUGGUGUGAGAACUGCAACGCCCGGCUGACAGAGCUGAAGAGGCAGGCGCUGAAGCUGCUGAUUCCCGGCCCCUACUCCAGCAAGGAUCCCUCCUUCUCCCUCCUCCUCCACGACAAGCUCCAGGUGCCCAACAGCUCGCGGCGGGCGUGGAACGAGCGUGACAGUCGCUGUGACGUGUGUUCCACUCAUCUGACUCAGCUGAAACAGGAAGCAGUCCACAUGGUGCUGACCUUGGACCAGUGGGACCUGUCCCCCAGCUCGCCCCCCACCCUGCCCAGCCGCAGUGGCCUUCCCCAGGGCCCCACAGCACCACGGGACUGGGCCUACCUCCUCCCAGCCUCAGCAGCCUACCCCCAUCCACACCCACACCACCCUACCAUGCCUCCGUCCUCCUCUAGUGCAUCAUCCUCAAGCCCCAGCCACACUGCCUCCAACCCCUGCCAAGGUGCAGCAUCUGUGGGGAAAACCCCUGCCCAGGCAGCCUCUUCAGCUCUAGCCCCAGCCUCCUCAUCGCCAGCUCCAUCCUCUGUGCAUCAGGGAGGGUACCCCCGCCAUGGGUCCAAGCCCAGCUCCCUAGGGGUCGGCUUGGGGGUUGAGAGGAGGAGCGUCUCUCCGGCACACAGCAGUAAAGCCAGCGGUGCCCAGCCGCCCCACAGCCCCAGUAAUAACGGUUCUGGUAGCAGAGCGUUACUGAGCACGGCAGCCCUGCAGGCUCACCAGUACAUGUCUCGCAGCAAUGGAGGAGGAGUCACACUCUACCCCUACCAGAUCUCGCAGAUGAUAUCAGAGGGGUGUAGAGAGGGUCUGACGGAGGAGGCUCUGAACCACUACAAUGCUGAUCUCCCCGCCCCCUCACCCUCCAAGGCCCCUCCCACUUUGCAGGUUACCACGGCAACCCCAACCACCACCUCUGCCGCUGCAUCGUUCUUCGCCAGAGCUGCCCAGAAGUUGAACCUGUCUUCUAAGAAGAAGAAGCAGUGCCCAGCGCCCCCCCCAGUGGUGUGUGACCCCCCUCUGUUCCCCACCAACUUCAGUGGGACCCUGCAGACCACGCCUCCCCCUGCCCCCCCCUGCUUGCUACGGGCUGCCAGCAAGAUCAAAGACACCCCCGGACUGGGCAAGGUGAAGGUGAUGGUUCGUGUGUGUCCUGUGACUUCCUCAGACGCAGCAGAGUCCAGCUCCUUCCUCAAAGUGGACACCAGGAAGAAGCAAGUGACCAUCAUGGAGCCCUCAGCCAACCAGACAAAAGGCAACACCCCCCAGAAACGAGGAGGAGCCAAUCAGGUCCCUCCUAAGAUGUUUGCCUUUGACGCUGCCUUCUCCCAUGAUGCAUCACAGGCGGAGGUGUGUGCUGGUACUGUAGCUGAGGUAAUUCAGUCUGUGGUGAAUGGAGCCGACGGCUGUGUCUUCUGUUUUGGCCACUCUAAACUGGGUAAAUCCUACACCAUGAUAGGUGGUGACGAGUCCAUGCAGACCCUGGGGAUCAUCCCCUGUGCCAUCUCCUGGCUCUUCAAACUCAUCAACGAGAGGAAGGAGAAGACAGGAGCACGUUUCUCUGUCCGAGUCUCCGCCGUAGAGGUGUGGGGUAAAGAGGAGAACCUGAAGGACUUGCUAUCUGAAGUGGCUACAGGUAGUUUGCAGGACAGCCAGUCCCCUGGAGUCUACCUCUGCGAGGACCCCAUCUGUGGCAUGCAGCUCCAGAACCAGAGUGAGCUGCGAGCCCCCACGCCAGAGAAAGCAGCCUUCUUCCUGGAUGCAGCCAUAGCAGCUCGCUAUAGCAACAGAGCUGACUCCGCCCCGGAGGAGCAUCUCAACUCACACAUGCUAUUCACACUGCACAUCUACCAGUACCGCAUGGAGAAGACUGGCAAGGGAGGGAUGUCAGGAGGUCGCAGUAGGCUCCACCUGAUAGACCUGGGCAGCUGUGUGAAGGUGCUAGGAGGAGGGAAGGGCAGAGACAGCAGUGGUAGUAGCAGCACCACAGCAGCAGGGCUGUGUCUGUCUCUGUCUGCCCUGGGGAACGUCAUCCUGGCUCUGGUCAACGGCAGCAAACACAUCCCUUACAAGGACAGUAAGCUGUCCAUGCUACUGAGAGAGUCGCUGGGCAACAUGAACUGCCGGACUACCAUGAUCGCUCACAUCUCCUCGUCGCCUAGCAACUUCUCUGACACGCUCUCCACGAUCCAGAUCGCCUCGCGCCUCCUCCGCAUGAAGAAGAAGAAGACUAAAGUCAGCAUGCAAUACACGUCCAGUUCGUCAGGGGGUGAGAGUUCGUGUGAGGAGGGGCGUAUGCGUCGCCCCACUCACCUGAGACCGUUCCACUCCCGUAGCUCUGCAGACUCAGACCUGCCCCUGCUGCACCUCUCCAGCGACCCAGACAACUACUCCAGCAGCGAGCAGUCCUGUGACACUGUCAUCUAUGUGGGUCCCAAUGGGGGUGCCAUCUCAGACCGCGAGCUGACCGACAAUGAGGGCCCGCCAGAGUUCGUCCCCGUCAUCCCUGUUUUGCCGACUACGCCACCUCUGCGGCAGCAGCAGACAGUACUCCCCCAGGCUCAGCUUGUCCCUACACAGACACACACCCAGCCCACUACUGAGCCCCUCAACGCCCCCAACCAGCCCCUGCUCCCCCUCCUCCAGCCCCCAUUCCCUCUCCUCCAGCCCCCACUCCCCCUCCUCCAGCCCCCAUUCCCUCUCCUCCAGCCCCCAUUCCCUCUCCUUCAGCCCCUGGGUCAUCCCCUGCCCCCUGUGCCAGAGGAAGGGGCUGAGUGCCUGAAGUGCAACACCUUCGCUGAGCUGCAGGAGCGUCUGGAGUGUAUCGACGGGAGCGAGGAGGUGGCAAAGUUCCCCUUCGAGGAGGUGCCUGCUAACAGGGGGGCUAAACCCGACACCCUGGUUCCCCCAGGGUAUGAGAUGGAGCAUAAAGGAGGGGUGGUGGAGGAGGUAGAGCCCCUCAGGAGGAUGUCCAACGACCAGCAGCUCCAGGAGAUCAGGGAGGUGGUGGAGGAGGCAGAACUGGCCCAGACCAUGAUAGAGAGUCUGAGCCUGACCGGCAGCUGCAGUGUGACGGGAAGCAGUGGAGCAGGACAUACCAACACCAACCCUCUACAGAGGGCCAAGAGUGCCAGCCUCCAUGACAGUCGUGAGUCUCUGAGCGCGGACAGUAGCAGUGAUGGUAAGCCCCGCCCCCUGGGCUCUCCUCGGUUGGGCAUCGCAUCUCUUACCAAGACCUCUGACUACCGACCUCCCUCCUCACCCUCACAGCGCUGCAAGGUCUACACCCAGAAGGGUGUGAUGCCGGGAACGCCCCCUUUGUCCUGCCAGAGUCUGUCUACUGCAGACAGCCUGGCUGCAGACAGUGUGAGGUCCUCUACAGAGUCCCUGCUGCAGCCGGUGUCCCUGUCCAGAACCUCCCCCGCGGGGAUGAGUCCCCGGGACCUCAAACGAACCAACUCCUCGUCUGCUAGCCUGGGGUCGGCUGAGACACUGUGUGAUGAGAAUGUUCCUCAGAUUCCUCUGGAUGGACGCAGGGAUACCCGGGCUCCAGCCCCCAACCCUAGCUCUCUGGGAGAAGACGAUCUGGGGUUUACACUGGGGUGUAAGGAGGGCCUGGAGGUCCGGGGCCUGCUGGAGGGUGGCGGCCGUCCCACCAGCAUCAUUAGCUUCAGCAGCGACUGUUCCGUCACUGCACUGGACUCGGGGUCCCGCCCUAUCUCCAUCAACAGCAGCAUCAGUGAGGACCUGGAGCACUAUGGAAUCAACACUACUGUCGUUGCUACGACCACCAGGGUGAUCCCCAUAACAACCGCCUCCAUCGCCGGAGUGAUCGCCAUGGCGGAGGUCAACAUGGCAAAGCUUUGUGUGGAAGGAGAGGCGAUGGCGGCGGUGCCUAGCCGACGGUCAUCCAUCUCAUCGUGGCUAAGUGACCUGAGUGUUGUUAGCGACGGAGAUCAGUCUCUGCACAGCUUCAGCCAGUCCCAUGGACAUGGGGAGGCUCUGGCCGAACCAGACCCCACACAGGUCCCUCUCUGUGGGGAAAAGGAGCAGGACGAGGCGUCCCUGGGUUAUGGAGGAAGGAAGACUCCUGAGAGUGAAGUAGCAUUGUCUGGAGAUGUAAAAGGGAGGGAGACUAAAGAGAGGCUGAAGAGACUUCCCCCCUUCGUGGGUAAGACCACCAUCUCCCUCUCUGACAUGCAGACCCUGGGGGCCUCCAGCAACUUCCUCCCCUUCAAGACCAACAUUACAGUCCACCCCUGUGUGGCCGUCAAACCCAUGGUCAUACUCUCCUCCCUUACCAAGACUCACCUGCUGCCCAAGGACCCAGCCAAGACUGCCUCAGCCCUGGUCCUGGCCUCCAUGUCCAGCGAGCUCAGCUCCGAUGACCCCUGGAUGAAGAGAGACAGGGUGGACGUGAGGCCCAAGGAGCUGGUGUGUGAGGUGAAGCCAGAGAAGUGGGUAGUGGAUCCACCAGUCAAGACAGACCCAGCUAAGAGCAGCCAGGCCUGGCCCCAGGGUGACAGGGCCAGCAGGGUGGACAGUGGCUACGGAGGGGACCGUCACAGCACCAGCAGUGGGGAGGCCAUCUCCUCUCCAGACUCCUGUAAGAGGGUAGUGGACGGCUCUGAGAUGGUGCUGGUCAGUUCUGGGGAGUGUCUGGUGACUCCUGUCUACUCUGCCGACAUUCUGCGCACCGCCAGUCUGCCCCGUGGCUGGCACCGGCUCAACCGCCACGACGGCCUGGAUGAGGACCCACUGCGCUACGACGCUAACGGAGGAGGGGGGGAGUACCGAGGUCUGGGGGUCACCUCCUCCACCCCCUGUAGUCCCAGGGCAACCCUGGACCGAAGGGGGUAUUCCGGGAAACAUGGCCUGUUUUCCCGCCAGAAAGGUAUACCACCGCUGCCACCAGUACGUAAGUCCAGUCUGGACCAGAAGAACAGGGCAGAAGGCCCCCUCAGCCCCAUGCACGCAGCCAGCCAUGGCCUCUCCUUCUUGAGGAGUACCCCGGAGGACCUGGGCGUGCCUGGUGGAGGGAAACACAAGGGGUGCAAUGUGGAGAGCAGCAGGUUAUUCAGUGCUAAACUAGAGCAACUGGCUAACAGAACCAACUCUCUGGGUCAGUCCCAUGGAGGUCACAGCUCUCAUGGCCCCCACUACGACUGCCUCUCUUUGGAGAGGGGGGAGGCCCUCAGCUCCUUGGGCUGGAAGGUGUCAGGGGGAAGGGGGGACUGCACCAUGCCCCGUACCGGACGCAGCCGCACCCGUGGCGGCUCAUUGUCAUCCUCCUCCCCUAAUGGGAACGGUUCCGGUAACAGCCCUGGCAGCGCUCCCCAGUCACCCAAGUCGAGCCAGUCCAAGAUCUCAGCGGUCAGCAAGCUCCUGAUGGCCAGCCCUAAGGCCCGCAGCCUGUCGGCCUCCAGCACCAAGAAACUCAGCUUCUCCACCAAGUCUCUGCCCCAGUCUGUCAACCGCAGCUCCAGUCUUCCUCCCAACGGAAAGCCCCAGGCCCAGGGUCAGACCAUCCAGGGUCAGGGACAGAAGCAGGCACCCAGCUCUGGCUCCUGGUCCACCCAGUCUCUGAGUCGCAACCGAGGGGGAGACCUGGCCGCCAAGCUGCCUCUGAGAGCCGUCAACGGACGCAUCUCCGAGCUGCUUCAGGGCAGCGGAGGCUCUCGAUCCGCUGGUCACAACCGAGGAGGAGGCUCCGAGGCUGGGGAGGAGAGGGGCGCUGGAGGGGGUGGAGGUGGUGUCGGGGCACAGGGAGAGGAAGGACCCUUGGUAGUCCACACCCUCCCGUCUCCCUACAGUAAGAUCACAGCGCCCAGGCAGCCGCAUCGCUGCAGCAGUGGUCAUGCCAGUGACAACAGUAGUGUUCUGAGUGGAGAGCUGCCCCCGGCCAUGGGGAAGACGGCCCUGUUCUACCACAGCGGGGGCAGCAGUGGCUAUGAGAGCAUGUUGAGGGACAGCGAGGCCACAGGAAGCACGUCCUCUGCCCAGGACUCUCUGAGCGAACACAGCUCAGCCACCAGCAGCAGCCGCCGCAGCCUCAAGAACAACAAGAAGAAGAACAACAGCACAGGUACCCAGCGUCGUCGUCUGAUUUCCAGCCUGACCCCGGACUCGUCCUCUCCGGUCAGGAAGCCUGCCAUCAGCCCAGGUGUACGCUGGGUAGACGGGCCGCUACGCCCCGCACCCAGGGGAACCACAGAACCCUUCGAAAUAAAGGUCUACGAGAUAGACGACGUGGAGCGCAUGCAGAGGAGAGAGAGAGGCAACAAGGAGGUGGUUCAUGUCAGUGCUCAGCUGAAGAUCUUGGAAAACAGGCAGCAGCGAAUAUCUGAGGUCCGAGCCAAGUACGACUGGCUGAAGAAAGAGCUGGAACAGACCAAGCAGCAUCUGAUGCUGGAGCCCGAGAAAUGGACCACUGAAUUUGACCUGCAGCAGACGUUUGAGGUGGACUCUCUGGAAUACCUGGAGGCUCUAGAGGUGAUGACAGACAGACUGGAGACCAGGGUCAACUUCUGCAAGGCUCACCUCAUGAUGGUCACCUGCUUCGACGUCACCUGCCGACGCAGGUAGAACUAAGAACGGCCAGGCGGACCACACCUCCUCUAGGACUCAUGGGAAGUGGAGACAACACAACAGGAAGAGAGAGGGAUGGAGCAGAGGGAGGGAUUUCCCUGAGGAGGUGCAGAGGCAGAUGGAGACAAAGGCAUCCGGAGACUAAAGAGGAAUAGUUUUUUAAGCAGCGGGGAAGGGAGCAGGAGAAGAGGAGGAGGAGGAAGAGAAGGAGGAGGAAGAAGAGGAGGAUGAGGAAGAAGAGGAGGAGAGAGAGUGUUUUAAAGGAGUAUAUCUGAAGAGGA